UCAAGGGUCAAUGUCCUCAUUGACUGAGCCAAUGGGCAUAAAGACAUUGUCUUAAGGGUCAAAGAGUUGUUGUCAGGGAUAUGGAAGCCGCUUGUCUUUGGGCUUGUAGCAAUGGAUGAGAUAGUCCCAAUGAGGCAAAUGUGUGUGUCUGGGUGUCAUAAUUCAGCCCUUUUUCAUCUUAUCCUCGAUGAUCUUAUCUUAUCUCGACACGGAUUAUCUUAUCGCGGAUCACGGCAUCUGACGGUCCGGGCUAGGGGGACAGGGGUCAUCUUUAUCAAUUCAAGGCUGCGCGACAUAUGCUCCGGAAGGUUCUACUACAACCCAUGACCAGUGUUCCAUGCGGUACAUAGCCCUAUGACUCAUUAGUUGUAGAUAUGACUCAGACUGGAUUUGGGUAUAAAUACUGUAGCUACUUGGUUGUAUUCUCCAGUCUUCGAAUUCACUUCUCU
This is a messenger RNA of Mycena citricolor, 449 nucleotides long. NCBI's taxonomy places the organism in Eukaryota, Fungi, Basidiomycota, Agaricomycetes, Agaricales, Mycenaceae. The record is from the annotation of a GenBank genome assembly.